Xyrichtys novacula (pearly razorfish) is the source of this 10417-nucleotide messenger RNA. NCBI's taxonomy places the organism in Eukaryota, Metazoa, Chordata, Actinopteri, Labriformes, Labridae. The record is from the annotation of a GenBank genome assembly.
GGUUUUCCAACUGCCAAUGAACUCCAUUGUAGAAGAGGAAGAUGUGUCGGAAAAAAGGAUGUACAGCGUUCACUGCCUUCGUUCCUGUAAAGCGGCUUUAAAUUCAUCUCAUUUCAUGGCCAAAUGUACGCCUAUUGUAGUAUUGAAUACCAGAGGAUAGUUUCGCGAACAGUCCUGGCACAUGCGUCGAUUAAAGAGCACAUAACUAACGCUAACUAUACAGCCAUGUAACUAGCUGUUGUUCUAGUUUUGCAUAUUACCGCUAACCUUAGCUCAAUGCUAGUGUGUCUAUAAAUACCGUUGCUUUUCUGAACAACUUUGCGCUGAAAGAUCACUCCCUGUAAGAUGUCAGCGCAGAAAGACUGCGAGUUUCUGGUGAAAAGAGCCCGGGAGCUGGUCUCAGAUGAUCCCUGUGCAGCGAAAGCCUGGCUCAUAACAGCAAGAACCCUUUACCCUGCAGACUUCAACAUUCAGGUAUCAUCUUAUAGCCAACCCUGCUCUUUAUAAGGGCUGAGCCACUACAGAUAAAACCCUUUAUAGAUUAAAAUCAUUAUCAAGUGAAUUUUAUGUAUCAUUGGCUGUUAAUUGAUAAACACUCAUUUUACAGUAUGAAAUGUACAUCAUUGAACGCAACGCAGAGAGGACUGCUCCUGCAGGGAGGCUGCUGUACGACAUGUGAGUUUCUCUGUAAUCUACCAUCUCUGUGGUAUUACUGCAAAACACAAGGGCUCUUUACUGAGUCUGAGUUGACUGUAAACAAUUAUUUGUGUAGGGUAGAGUGGGGUAAGAUGAGCCAUUUUUCAUAUUUCAGAUCACUACAUGUAGGCAAUCAUAGUUUUGUCUCUAAAUAGUGUAUCUGCAGAUAUUUCAAGAUGUUGUGCAUCCCUGCAAACCAACAGAAUGAGUCUAAACAUAACUGUCUUGAUAAUAUAGCAUGCCAAAAAAGUGGUCUCCUAUGGUCAACUUACCUCGUGUAUGGGGUAAGUUGAGCAGUAUCCCUACAACUCCCCCACUCUCCACCCCAGCUCUCCCUCACCUUCUCUCUCCCGAAAUAACGGUCACUUCUUCAUAUUCAUGCGUAUUUUUAUUAGGGCCCAACCGAUAUAGAUUUUUUGGGGCCAAUGCCAAUACCAAUUAUUAGGGGGGGAAAAAAUCGGAAAUAAAUGUCUAACCCCUUCACCCAUGUGCUUCUAACCUUCACAGACUCCAUGAAUUGAUGCCCAUCUCCUAAAUAUUUAGUCACAUGAUCAAUUUCUUUUACCAUUUCCAAGAAACAGGGGGUGACUCAACUUACCCUUUGGCUCAACUUACCCCACUCUCCCCUAUCCUUUAGGUUCAUAAACUUUCCAGAUCAGCCCAUCGUAUGGCGAGAGAUCAGCGUUAUCACUGCUGCCCUGCGUGGUGACUCUCAGGACAAACAUGCACAGUUUUUACGAGGUGAGUGGUUUUGCAAACAAGGAUGUAGUAUCAAAAUUUAGGGAAAAUCAUCAGUGAUCAUGUCGCUAGUGUGAUGCAUGUCUAUUUUUUCCUAUGCAUGCAUGUAUGUGUUGUCUCCCCAGGGCUUUUUGAAACACUUCCAGGUCGAGUGCAGUGUGAGAUGCUCCUCAAAGCCACUGAGCAGUGUUUCAACACUUUGGAGAAGGCAGAGAUGCUGCUCCUCCUGCUUAAGCGUUUUCCAGAAUCUGUGGUCCAACAUGGGGUAUGCACUUUAAACAAAACACAUAUGUUGACAUUUGCACUAGGUGUAUAAAUAACUAACAAUCAAUAUUAUGUUGUAUUUUUAGGUAAAUCUUGGGGAAACGUUGUUAGAGGCAGAGGCCUCAGAGAAUGUGGAGACACCUGUGAACUGCUUUAGAAAACUUUUUGGUAAGUAAAUGAGGAAAUUAACUAAUUUCCUGAUUUUUAAAUCAAUAUUCUGUGACUUAAACUCUUUCUCUUUCCCUCUCAAGUGUGUGAUGUCCUUCCCUUGGUCAUAAACAACAUGGACAUGCGCUUGCCAGCCAGUCUUAUGCAGAAGUACAUGCUGAAAGCAGCUGAAUUCUAUAUUGGCUACGUCACUCGUGGACCCUCACCUGAUGGACAGAUACAGGGUAGAGCUUCUUCCAGAGCCACCCCAGUGGUUUCACUUAAAACAGCAGUAUUUGUGGUCUGCCAGUGGAGUAUACAUCAACAUGUUCCUAUUUUUUCCCACUGUCGCUGUGUCAGUAAUUUCCACACUCUUUCUUUCAUUUAAGGAUCGCAAGAGGGAGGGUCUCUGAAGUCACCCACUGUGUCUCGAGGGUCCCAGAGAUUUGUAAUUGAUGGCUUGUCAGAAAAGUCGUCAGUUGUAGCAGAACCUUGGGAGAGGCUGCUGGAUAUCCUCACUGUGGUUGGAGCACGCUGCGAGUGGCAGGGUGACAAGGGACAAAGGUAAUCUUUUUGGAGCUUUUCAGCCAAUCAGAGCUGUGCUACAGUGUUUUUCAGUCAGAGGGAUUCUACCACAGCCAAUUACGACAUCAGAUGGUGUUUUAUGUAGAUGUAGCUUCUCUUAAUGGACUCUGAUUUAACACUGUAGAAUUAGUUUCCAAAUUCUUUGUAUUCUUGAGUGUUCAGGUUGUUAAUGUUGGUAAAUGUAGUUUAUACUUUAGCUUAUAUUUAAUGCAUUACAUUUGGAGUUGAUUGUAAUAUUUAUUCUGCUGCUAUUGAAUAAAACAGAAUCAAAAUGGAUUAUAAUUUAAAAAAACAUGCACAAAAUAAACUUGAAAAAUGUAGGGGUGGUCAAUGGUGCAUGUUUGCUGUUAGUGUAUGUCACUAGAUAAGUCAGAUGUAGAACUCGAUACUCAUGUAAAAUCUUCAAGAGCAGAGAUUAGUGAAUAUUAACAAGGAUAAUUUUGUCGGAACAAAAAUGUAUGAACAGUAAUUUCAUUGUGUCUUAAGAAAUCGUCAAAGUGACAGGCACACGGGAAGAGAUUGUUUCUUCAUGUUUUUGAAAGCCUUGUAUUUCCUGUGUGUACGGUCUGCUCCAGGAGUUAUGUUGACAUGCUGCAGAGGGUGAAGGAACUGUGUCGCUACCUGCCUGGUCUUGAAGGAGACACAAGAUCCCGCUGCUGCAGUCAGGUAGUCAUCUGUGCUGCUCUCGUCCUCUUCCGCAGCGCCUUCCUUUAUGUGUCAGCUGUACAGCCGGCGCUAUUCCAGGGUAAGAUAAUAUUUGCACCCACACGUACAACCAAUUUUAAUAAGUUUUAGGACUUGUAAAAUCUGUAUCUAAUAUUUUGACAACAUAUCAAAUGUUGAAUGGGAAUGUUUUUAUCGUUCCAUAAAAAAUACACAUGCUCAUUUUAAAAUUUUCAUGGAACAAUUACAUUUUUCAGUUUCAAUGUCUGAUAUGUUGUCUUUGUGCUAUUUUCAGUAUAAAAAUAGACUUAAAAUGAUUUUUCAAACCACUAAAGUCUGUUCUUAUCAACAUUUCACACAGUGUCACAACUCUUAAAGGGAUAUUCCGGCAUUUCUUUCUGCCUUAGCGUCUCAGUCUGGUUUCAUUUCCAUGAAGUUUUUGGUUGCGAUUUGCGCAUGGAGACAUAGACCGCUGUGCAUUCCUAUGGUCUGAUCUUUGCUAAAGUUGGUAUAACUAGAGAAGCAAUCGGUCAGCAAAAUUAAUCUCUCGUGGGGGGGUCUAACUCGGUAUUACGAUGUGUUUGACCAUGGCUUAAAUUUACGCCGGAAUAUCCCUUUAAGGAAUCAAGGUUGUAUUUUUCUGCUUGAUUUUUUAAUUCUGUUCCCUUUUAAAAUGAAAUGAUUAAAUGAUAUGUUUAUGUCUUUCAGGUGUAAAUGCAUUGAGUUCAGGGCCAUGGAUUCUUGUAGAAGAUCUGAGUUUGGUAUAUAAUGAUGUGGAGGUGGAAAGAGGAGCCAAACAUGCUCAUAAGAAACGCAAGCUGGCUGAUGGGAGGGAGAAAACAAUGGUGAGGACAGAUCAAACAUUUCUGAGAUGUUUCCAUCUUAUAAGUAUGGGACCAAAAGAAGGGUUGAUGAUCAAUCUAAAUGCGUUUCCUUUGUAUCUGCAAGUUUACUUUGUCUGUCUAUGCGCUGUCAGAGCUCAGAUGAUGAAGACGGGAUGGGAAAAGGUCGUGGUCGACACGUUUUAGUGAACAAGACUGAGAUGCCUAACUGGUCAGAGACCCUAGACAGUUUCCGCACUGCAAGGGAAAGCUGGGACCUCCUCCACUCUCACGACAGCUUGGAAACAGGUCAUUACCUCCUUUUCACAGCCGUGCUGCUCUGCACUCUUAGACAGGAUCCAGUAACUCCUACAGAGCUAUCGAAGUUAGCGAUGCAUUUUAGUCGUAAAACUGUCUUGAACUGAUUUGUUAACUUGUAAGGGUGAAUAAAGAUGGGUGUCCUAAUGAUCUGAUUGUAUCGUUGUUCUUCUAUAGAGUUCAAAAAGAUCUGUGCCUCCUGGAAGACAGACAGCUGGCUGUGGUUCAGAAUAUUCCUGACAGACAUGAUCAUAUAUCAGGUAAGAAAAAAUUAAUGUUUCUGUAUGUUUUUUUGACAGUUACCUCAGUGCUGUUUUAUCCUUAGUUUAUUCUCGUAAAGUUUUUUAUAAUUUUCUUUUUAAUGGCAGAAUACUUGAUUGUCCUUGAAGUGAAAUUUACUUAUCCUCUGAGCAAAAGAGGACUAUUGGAUGUCUAUUUUUUUUUUAGACAUAAUUUUAACCAUCUAGAUUCUGUAUAUUUUUAGAUGGAAUUUAGACGUUGCACUUUAACCCAUUAUUUGAUAACUAUUUAUUUCAAAAAGCAACUGUGAGUUGCAUAACUGAUCUCCAAGUACUUAACCAAAAUAAUUAUGAUAGCAGUUGAGCGAUAUACAGUGCAGUAUAGAUAUAGCCCAGAUUUAGACUUUGUCUAAACUUGGUCUAAAUUUAGACGUCUAAGAAACUUUCAUUUUUAGACCUGUGGUAGCCUGAUUUUAGACCAGUCGCCUCGGCUACAUUUAGACGUCUAUUAGACCUCUUUUAGACCAAAAAUGCCCAGUGAGUAUAAAAGAAAAGGGAAGAUCCCCUCAGGAUGUAAUAGAAUUAAAGCAAUGUAUGAUGAAUCCCAUGAAGAGAAAAUGAUUUGAAAGUCAAAAAAAUCUGUACAUGUGCUACCAAAGCUCUCUGUAUGCUGAUCAUGUGUGCAUGUGUUGUUGGGACAUGUGUUUUUCUAGGGACAGUACCGUAAGGCCCUCUCCAGCCUGAACCAGAUGGCUGCAGUGCAGCAGCCUCAGCCGGGGCAGCAGAGCCCCUCAGGCCAGGCAAGUUUGGAGCACCACAGGGCCCUCAUCCAGCAGGCCUCCUGCCAUUAUGCACUGGGAGAGCACAGGGUAAACACAUACAUACACACACAUGGACCUAUUUCUUUGCAGUAUGUCAAGAAUCGCCCCAAAAUUAUUAAGUAUUUUUGAGAUUGUUUUGAGUCCAGCUUUUUUUCUUUUUUUUAAAGUUGAAAUUUACCGUCUUCAAUGUCUCUAUAUAUUUCUUUAAUUCUAUUUCUUUUGUUUGUCUUCAACCAUUGUGUAACAACUGUUAAAGUAAUCAUUAUUAAUAAUACACAAGUCUGUUAGAGUUUGCUUAAUGUGUCAUCCUACAAAUAAAUCAGUUGCAUCAACCGGCCUGCAGAUGGCACACAAGUUUAAGUAUAAUUUAGACCAAGAAUGAUAGUGGAUCAUAUUUAUUAGUUACUGUGUCAGAGAUUCAAUUCCAGCUGUGUAUAGUAAAAUAAAGCUGACCUUGCUUAAUACUCUUAUCAAUUGAAUCAUCCCAUUUUGCUGAUGUAUAAUGAUAUCAUGUUACUUCUUCUUUUGUCUAGUGUAUGUUGUAAAAUAUGUAGCAAAAACCUUUGUUGUCUCCAAAGUUGUGAGUGUUAAAGCUUUACACCGUCACACAUCAAAACUUGACAUUGUGCUUCAUCAAUGAAUCAGAUGGCCUGUGAGAAACUACUUGAUGUGGUCAGUGGACUAGUGCCUCCAAACCAAGAACCAACAAAAACCCAAGAUGAUCAGAGUCGAGUCAAGACUAAAGCGAGGAAAGGUAAAGAAAAAAAAAAUCUGCCUUUGAAAAAUUGAUCUUGGAUCUAUUUCGUAAUUGAAUAUAAAAUGUAAAACUGACUUCAGAUAUAUCUUGUGUAUUAAGUGCUAAAUAUUUUAUACUUUUUCAACUUUGGGAACAUUGUGUCUUAAAGCUGUAGCACUGAUGUGUGACCAGUAAAUCAGUACCUGUGCAACAAGAAAACCGCAACUUCUCUUUACAAGUGAAAUAUGAAUCAGAAGCACCUGACUCAGUUAAACCUGCUGUUAAUGACACCAUUGAUGACAUGCAGAAUAUUAUGAACCGUCUCAUUUUGUCUUCUAGGUAAUGACCUCAGAUUGCUGCCCUGCACUAGCAAAGCUGUGCUACCUUUCUGUCUCCAGCUGAUGCUUGCCUGUUUCAAGGUACUGUGGCGAGUGAAGUGCAUGAAAUUCUGAUUAUGUUGUCAUUUUUUUUUAAAUUGUUGUACUUGGAUAGGACUGUUGGACUGUUUGACACUAAAUCUCGUAUAACCCACUUCAUCUUUUUUCAUGCUGUAUCCAUUUAGCUCCGUGCCUUCACAGACAGUCGGGACGAUCUGUCUCUUGGACAUGUAGUGGUGCUCCUCCAGUAUGACUGGCCUCAGGGAGAGAUGCUGUUUUUAAAGGCAGUGGAUAAGAUCUGUCAGCAGGGCAGCUUCCAGUACGAGAAUUUCUUCAACUAUGUCACCAGUAUCUUUUUUUGCAGCUAAACUCACAGCAGUCAUAUUGUGAAGUGAGAUAGUUGUUAUCCCAGAUUGACUUAGUCAGUUUUGCUGUACAAGUGUAUCAAACAAAAGCAGAGAGGAGCACAGAAACAAAUACACUUGAGAUUAAUUUCAUCAUCUAUGUUCUACUAGAUUCUUUCCAAAAAAGCCCUUAAAGACAUUGCAACACACUGUGCAAUACAACUUUAAAACAGUUGCUGAAAAUUCAAGUAUUCUGGGUCUGUGUCUGUUUUGUCUCAGUGGAUGGUCUUUUUCCAUAAAUUCAUGAUUCUUGUCAGACAUUGACAUGCUGGAAGAGUUUGCAUACCUGCGCACUCCAGAAGGGGGAAGGAUUCAACUGGAGCUGCUGCCCAAUCAGGGAAUGCUUAUCAAGUAAGAGCUUCUUAUUCAGACAAGUUUCUCUUUGCAUCGUGACUCUGCGCACUCCCGUUUUUGUUCCUGUUUUCAAAGAGAACAGUUCAGUUAUUGAUAGUUUUAAGUAGACAUGGCCUGUGGGGAAAAUUGUACUCUGAAAUGAGAAUGCUGUACAGGAGCGGGCAUAAGAAAGAGAAGGGGUCUCUGGUCUAAGUAAACCUUUUAAACUCCGUCAUUCAGAGCUGUAAAAGUAAAACCAGUUGAAUGCACCCACACUGACUGAGAGUUGUUGAAUGUUGCUGUCCCUCAGGAACCCUAGUCCCGCCCUGGGGGUGGAGUUAAAUACCCUUCUGCUACAAGGGGUGCAGACGAUGGACAGGUACCCCAGGCCCCUCCUCCCACAGUCCCAUCCCUCCCUCCUUCCCUCCCUCCCUCCCACACCAGUCACCCUCCCUCCAUUCCCUACUUCAAGGCUUGUCAUCCCCCUGGUUUUGAUUUGGGCCUGUCAUUUUACAUCAAGAGUUAGUCGUUCUUUGAUUUCCUGUUGGCGUUUGUUUCUUUGAGCCAUUGCUCGUCUUUCUGUGGUCAUCACUGUUGUUGUUCCUGUUAUAAACAGACGAUGUCAGUCUUUUUUGUGCAGUCAAUUUAGUUUCCUGCUCGUUCAUGACACUUGAUCUCAUUUCAUUUGUGGACAUGUUUGUGGGUUUUUUAUGAUGAUGGUAUAUUGUUGUUUGUUGUUUUAAUCAGCUGAUUUAGAUAAAAUAGUAAAAAGAAAAAAUACAAUUCUUUUUAUUUCAUAAUGUUGUGUUAUCUGUGUACAAAACUCAGUCUCUGUUUGUGUUAAGUAACACAUUUUUUACACUCUGUGUCUUUGUUUUGACAUUUUUCUCUUUGUUUUUUUCCCCAGACAUCACACAGUAACACGCGGGAUCACCAAAGGAGUGAAAGAAGAUUUCCGUCUCGCCAUGGAGAGGCAGGUGUCGCGGUGUGGGGAGAACCUGUUCAGUGUGCUUCAUCGUUUCUGCAUCAAUGAGAAAAUCAUCAUCAUCCAGUCUCUGCCUUGAUGCUUAGCCUGUGACUUUUGAACUUUUUUAGAUGACAUUCCAGUCGCAGUUUUGUUUCUGACUCUCAUCUUCACCAUCUGAUGCUUUGCUUGAGGAAAAAAAAGUCUCAUUGGCUGAAAAGUUGAUCUAUUUUUCAGAGAAUUAAAAAAACUGCUCUUAGAUUUGAAUUGUAUGUGUUUGUUUUUUCUUCUUUUCCAGAACAAGUGCUGAACCACAUUUGGAGUUAAAUCAUAUUGUGACAAUAAGUGGGAGUAAUGACAGAACAGUUAAGCUCAGUUUGGAUUCCUUUAGGAGACUUUAUUGUUUUUGUUACACACUUGAUUAAACUGUUAGUUUAUUUACAUUUUGUAAUUAAAGGUUUUCUUAAGAAUGAGGAAAUCUAUGACAUUUAUUUCAGACUUGAUUAAAAAAAAGAAGUUCCUUUUCUUCUGCUUUACCACUCCUCUAUUUUUUAUUCACACUUCCUCUUCCCACUUCACCUUUCUGUGCAGCUCUAUCACCCAUAUUAUUCCUGCAGCUCUGUGGCAGCUGCAUCAGGCAGGUCACAUUGUAGAGCAGCCCUGAGGUUAGCCCAGAACAGCCUGUGUUUAGCUCUAUCAUGAGGCCACUCCAAGUAUGUGUGCCGGCUCAUCAUGGACUUCAGCUGGUUGUAUUUUGAUGGGAUCAAAUAUUGAGGCAGUGGCUCCAGUAGCACCAAGACCACGCUGUCUGAGCCCCGAGUGAGGUGCUGGUGACUGGCAAAGUACAGCUCAUAAUGGCACCACUCACUUUUUACGAAAUGGGCAGAGAGAACAAACACAGAGCGCCUGCACUUCUCCACACAGGUGAUGAUGUUCUCUACGAUUGUCUUCCCAGGCACAAAGUGUCUCUCGUGAUGGCAGAUUCGAAGACCCCCAGCAGGUCCCUCAAGGUUGGGGAGAAGAGAAUUGUGCACCCAUUUUGCAUCAUGUUGGCUGUAAGAUACAAAUGCGUGAAACUCAGUACCCACCAUAUCUUCAGGUCGAACUUCUCUUCUGGCGCGGUGUUUGGCUCUGGUCCACUGCCCAAUCAUUUUCAAAUACCAGGGAACAUCCCAAUAAUGGCAGAGCGACACUAUCAAGAUUAACAAUGCCACUGAUGGGCCCAGGAUGGUGGCAGCUAGAAGGCCAGUAUUACAGUAGAUUUCUGGGAUUGAGAUGACAUUCAAGGUGGUGUCCCUGUCAACCUCUGGAUAAGUGCAGUGAUAGUCAGCUGGCCAACCCAACAAUUCAAUUCCUGAAUGACUUUUCUUAUUUUCUGCCGUAAUGCCAAGACUUAUGAAACUCUUCAGAUCACAGGUGCAUGUGUACGGGUUAAAACCAACAUCCAGGGUUUUUAGUUCAGAACAGUUCUCCAGUUUGUUCACAGAUGGAGCACUGAGAGAAUUAAAUCUGAGAAAAAGCGUAUUUAGAUAAGGGAAACCGUUGCACCCUGGCAGGUCCCGCAGUCUGUUCUGAUUCAGAUUUAGAGACAGCAGAUUUGACAGUUUCUUGAUGAUGGACAGUGGUAGCACAGAAAUCUUGUUGUUCUCGAGGUCUAGUGUCUCCGUUCCUGCUGGUAGACAAUUGAAGACAGAGCCUGUUAAACCAUUCGAAGAAAGAAUCAGAUUGGUGAUGUUUGGUGGCCAUUCACAAUUUUCCAGACCAUCAUAGACAAGAGAGUUGAGGCUGAGAUCCAGAUCUUUCAGCAAUGUCAUGUGUCCCAGACGUUUGCUGAUCGAGCCAAGGCUUUUCAGAUUGUUUCCGAGCAAAUUCAGUGUCCUAAGAUUUCCCAGAUUCUCACACUCAACAGUUUUUUGAUUCUCCACUCGGGAGAAGAUGGAGUCAGUGAGAGCACAAAAAGAGAAGUCCAGGUGGAGGAGAGGACUCUGGGACUUUGGACAUGUCAUAUGAAUUAUUGAAGUUUCAGUGACAGCUAAACUCUCAACUGGCAUGUUGAUAAAGAAGUCGUACACAGCCUCCUGUGAGAAAAGGAAAGUUGUCACCUCCACCUGGCUUGCUGUAAAAGACUUCACUUGAGAUGUCUUGGCUACUUCAGUUUCUUUUUGUGGCAAUCUAGAUAAGGUCACUUGAAUUGCACUGAUAUGAGCUAUAGAUGUACUCAGAAGCACAUUUACAGUGUCAGUUAAGUCUUCCCAGGUGACUGACAUGUUUGUGACUUGAAGAUGAGAUGUGUGGAUUUCUGCUUUAUCUC